CUGCAGGAGCACGUCUGCGCAGGAGUCGGGGGUCUGCUGUGCAGAGGAGCAGACGCAGAGCGGCACGUCUGAGUCUCCACUGUGAAGGUCUGCUGUCGGCUGGAGCUGCAGGGGGAGGAUCUGACGGUCCAGGAUGGAGGGAAGACUGCUGCUCUGCCUCGUGUUGGCAGUGUGUUUCCAUGGAAACGCAGCUCAGAACACAGUCUGCACUCAGGAAGUGAAGGCCGACAUCGUCUUCCUGGUGGACGGCUCGUGGAGCAUUGGCAGACCCAACUUUCAGCAGGUCCGCCACUUUCUGUCCACGCUGGUCAGCAGCUUUGAUGUUAGUCCAGAUCACGUCCGCAUCGGCCUGGCGCAGUACAGCGACGAUUCUCGCACCGAAUUCCUGCUCAGAACCUUCCAGAACAACAGGGACGUCCUACAGUACAUCGCCAGGUUGCCCUACAAGGGCGGUGGGACGAUGACGGGGAAAGGCUUGGACUUCCUGCUGCAGGAGCACUUUGUUGAAGCAGCUGGAAGCCGGGCCAGCAGCGGCGUGACGCAGAUCGCCGUGGUGAUCACCGACGGCAAAUCCCAGGACGAGGUGAAAAGCCAGGCUGAGAAACUGAAGCAGCGGGGAAUUAUUUUGUACGCCAUUGGCAUCAAAAAUGCGAUCCUAACCCAGCUGAAGGAGAUCGCGGACGAGCAGAACAUCUACACCGUGUCGGACUUCUCUGCGCUGCAGGGCAUUUCCCAGAGCGUCAUCCAGACGCUGUGCACCACGGUGGAGGAGGCCAUGCGGCCGAUUGGGCAGCUGUCUCCAGAAUGUGCUAUGGCCACUGUGGCCGACAUCGUCUUCCUGGUGGACGGUUCCUCCAGCAUUGGCAUUGACAACUUUGAGGAGGUCAGGCUGUUCCUCAGAGAAGUGGUCUCCGGUCUGGACAUCGGCCCAGAUAAGGUUCGGGUCGGCUUGGCUCAGUACAGCGACGAACCCUACCAGGAGUUUUUGCUGAAGGACCACUUCGAUGCUUCAUCCCUGCUGGCUGCUAUCGAGAGGUUACCGUACAGGACCGGCCAGACGGAGACGGGCAAGGCCAUCAGCUUUCUGCUGUCUCAGUACUUCACGGAGGAGGCCGGGAGCCGCGCCCGCCAGCGGGUGCCUCAGAUCGCCGUGGUGAUCACAGAUGGGGACUCGUCCGACGAUGUGGAGGAACCCGCUCAGCAGCUGCGGGAGCAGGGUGUCAUCGUAUUCGGCAUCGGUGUGGGACAGGCCAACCUGGGGGAGCUCCAGCUCAUCGCCAACCGGCCCGCGCAGCGCUUCCUGUUCACCAUCGAAAACUACCAGGCCCUGCAGACGCUGACCAGCAGCCUGAUGCAGACCAUCUGCGUGUCCAUGGAGGACCAGAGGCUGGCAUUGGCAGAAAGGUUUGCAGACAUCUUUGUCUUGGUGGACAGCGGCAUUUCCCAGACAGAAUUCCAGCAGGUCCGGUUGCUCCUCAACCGACUCACCAAUCAGCUGAACCUUGGUGCGUCCACCAACCGCCUGGGCCUGGCUCAGUACGGCAAGGUGGUGAAGGUGGAGUUCCUGCUCAACAAGCACAACACUAAAGAGGAAAUCCUGGACUCCCUAAAGCGCUUCCGCAUUUCACGACCCCUGCCCUCCGAUCCGCGUAACCUGGGCGCUGCCUUAGAGUUCGCCAGAGCCAACUUUUUCACAGUGGAGGCGGGGGGCCGGGCGGCAGUGGGCUCCCGCCAGUUCCUGGUUGUUCUGAGCGGGAAGGACUCUGAUGAUUCUGUGUACAAGGCCUCCCGUCUGAUCAAGUCUGCCGGCAUAACCGUGGUGGGAAUGAGCCUCGGAGCAUCCAUGACAGAGAUGAGCGUGGUCGCCACCCCCCCGUACGUCUACCAGAUCCCUGUCGCGACCGCGGCGCCGACUCUCAAAGGGAUCAUUGGACAACAGCAACAAGAUCCUGAUCUGACCCAAGACUGCAGAGCGGCCAAAGUGGCAGACAUCGUCUUCGUCAUCGAUCAGUCCGGAAGCAUCGGAACGGCCAACUUCCAGCUGGUGCGCAUGUUUGUGCACUCCAUUGUGAGCGGACUGGAUGUGGGUCAAAACAGAGUUCGGGUGGGCGUGGUCGUGUACAACGACAAGCCCGAGGCGCUGGUCUACCUUAACACCUUCAAAAACAAGCAGAACCUUCUAAACUUCAUCCAAAUCCUGCCUUACGUCGGAGGAGGAACCAAGACUGGAGCUGCGCUGAACUUCACCCUCCAGAGUGUCUUCACCAAGGAGAGCGGCAGCAGGACCAACACGGGUGUCCAGCAGGUGGCGGUGGUCAUCACAGACGGAGAAUCUCAGGACAGCGUGCGUGAGGCAGCAGCUUCUCUUCGCCGCUCAGGCGUCAUCGUUUACUCUGUGGGAGUGGACAAAGCUAACGAGACAGAGCUGAUCCAGAUAGCCUCCCACCCCCCCAAAGAGCAUGUGUUCAUCGUGAAGAGCUUUGCUGAACUGACCCCCCUGAAAGUCAAGCUGCAAAAAGUCCUGUGCUACAACAUCAUCCGUCAGGCGGUGACGGUUGCUGGGCGAAGCAGCGCCAUCAAAGAAGGAUGUCUCCAAACGGAGGAAGCAGACAUCUUCUUCCUCAUUGACCACUCCAGAAGCAUUUACCCGUCUGACUUCAAGGACAUGAUAAAUUUCAUCAUCGAGUUCAUCCAGACCUUCCGGAUCGGGCCGCAGUAUGUCCGCAUGGGCGUGGUGAAGUAUGCAGACCUUCCAGAAUUGGAGUUUGGACUGGAAACGUACAUGGAUGCCGAGAAUCUGGAGACCGCGGUGAGGACCAUUCAACAGAGGGGGGGCGGGACAGAAACUGGAAGGGCUCUGACUUUCAUGGGAAGUCUAUUUGACAAAGCCAAAGACUCUCGGGGCCACAAAGUCCCAGAGUACCUCGUGGUCAUCACCGACGGGAAGUCCUCUGACGAGGUGAAGAGUCCGGCAGAGAAGCUGAGGUCCAAAGGUGUCACCAUCUACACCAUCGGGGUGAAGGAAGCAGACAAAAAGGAGCUGGAGGAGAUCUCAGGAGACCCAAAAAGGAUGUUCUUUGUCAAUGACUUUGAUGCCCUGAACCCCAUCAAGGACAAGGUGAUCACAGACAUCUGUUCUGCUGACGUUUGCAAGGACUUAUCAGGAGACCUGGUCUUCCUGAUUGACAGCUCCGGCAGCAUCUAUCCACAAGACUACGAGAAAAUGAAAGACUUCAUGAAGUUUGUCAUCAGCAGGUCCUUCAUUGGGAGGAACGAGGUGCACGUUGGUGUCUUGCAGUUCAGCUCCAGCCCGCAGCCUGAGUUCGACCUCCGCAGCUUCUUCAGCAAGGAGGACAUGCUGCAGGCCAUCAAUGGCAUGCAGCAGCUGGGGGGGGGCACUCUGACGGGCGACGCCCUCACCGCCGUGUCUCAGUACUUUGACUCAGCGUUGGGAGGGCGUCCACACCUGCAGCAGAGGCUGGUGGUGGUAACCGACGGACAGGCUCAGGAUGAGGUUCGAGGCCCGGCUGAGGCCCUCAGGGAAAAGGGGGUGAAGAUUUAUGCCAUCGGCGUGGUCGACGCCAACACCACCCAGCUGUUGGAGAUCAGUGGGUCACAUGACAGGAUGUACUCUGGCAGAGACUUUGAUGCCCUAAAGGACCUGGAGAGUCUGUUGGCUCUGCAGCUGUGUGAUCCACAGAGAGACUGCAAGAAGACGGAAAGGGCGGACAUCAUUUUCCUGGUGGAUGGUUCCACCAGCAUUUCUUUGGAGAACUUCAAAAGCAUGCAGAAGUUCAUGCUCUCCAUGGUGAACCAAACCACCGUUGGUGAGAACCUGACUCGCUUCGGUGUCCUCCUCUACUCCAAUGACCCAAAGAUGAUGUUCAAGCUGAACCAGUUCAAAACUAGACAAGAGGUCUUGAAAGCCAUAUCAGGCCUGAAGCCCCCAUCUGGAGACACCUACACUGGCAAGGCUCUGAAGUUCUGUUUGCAGUUCUUCAGUGCUGAAAACGGAGGGCGAGCAGAGCUGCAGGUCCCUCAGAUCCUUAUGGUGAUCACAGAUGGAGACGCCACUGACCGGAACAACCUGGUUGAGCCGUCAGAGGCGCUGAGAAGCAAAGGAGUCAAUAUCUUCAGUAUCGGAGUAAAGGGAGCCAACAUGACGCAGCUAGAGAUCAUGGCUGGUCAAGACAAAUCCAAAGUUUUCUUUGUGGACAACUUUGCCGCCUUGGAAGGUCUCUACAAAAAUAUCUCAAAGGAACUCUGCAACUCCACCAAGCCAGUUUGUGAGAAGCAGCAGGCUGACCUGGUCUUCCUCGUGGAUCAGUCUGGCAGCAUCCAAACGGGAGACUAUGACCUCAUGAAGAACUUCACCACAGAGCUGGUGAAAAGCUUUAGCAUCGGCCAGAAGUUGGUGCGGGUCGGACUGGCCCAGUUCAGCAGCAGCUUUCAGCACGAGUUUUACUUGAACCAGUUCAGUGAGGACACAGAGGUGUCCGAGCAUAUCCUGGAAAUGACACAGACUGGUGGGGGCACCAAUAUUGGACUUGCUCUCAAGUCCAUCAGGGAGUAUUUUGAAACCUCCCGGGGAAGCCGGAGGUCUGAGGGCAUCUCCCAGAAUCUGGUGCUGAUCACUGAUGGAGAGUCUCAGGAUGACGUGGAGGAUCCAGCCGAUGACCUCAGGGCUCUCGGGAUCGAGAUAUUUGCCAUCGGCAUUGGAGACGUCCAUGAUUUGGAGCUGCUGCAGAUCACCGGUACCCCGCAGAGGCUCUUCACGGUGCAGAACUUUGGCAGCUUGGAGAACAUCAAACAGAAGGUGGUCGACACCAUCUGCAAGUCAAAACCCAGUGGAGAUCCAUCCUCCUGCACCAUCGACAUUGCCAUGGGGUUUGACAUCUCGACUAGAAGAGUUUCUGGAGAAUCUCUGGUCAGCGGCCACAACAAGCUGCAGGCCUUCCUGCCGGAAAUCGCCCGCUACCUUUCAACGGUUCCCCGCCUGUGCUGCACCAACAGCCCCGUUCAGAGCAACCUGGCCUACCGAGUGGUGAACGUGGACGGACGCGUCCUCUACGACUUCAACUUUGAGGCCCACGAUGAGGACGUGCUGAGGAAAGUCAUGGCACUGAGCUUGUCUGAGUCCACCUCCUUCAACAGGGCCAUGCUGGGAUCCUUCCGGGAGAAGUUCGAGGCCCAGUCCCAAGCAGGGGUGAAGGUGCUGCUGAUCUUCUCAGAUGGCCUCGAUGAUGACAUCAUGAAGUUGGAGCAGGAAUCAGAUCUGCUGCGACAGUCGGGAGUCAGUGCUCUGCUGGUUGUGGCUCUGGAGGGGGUCCGGGACACCGCCCAGCUACAGAUGGUGGAGUUUGGUCGGGGAUUCGGCUACAAGCUGCCUCUGACCAUCGGAAUGCCGAGCAUCGGCAGCACCAUCCUAAAACAGAUUGAUACUGUGGCGGACAGGGAGUGCUGCAACGUCAUGUGCAAGUGUUCAGGCCACGAGGGCUUGCGGGGCUCUCGUGGCCCCCCAGGACUAAAAGGCGGCUCAGGACAGAAGGGUUACCCCGGCUUUCCUGGGGAGGAGGGCGUCGCCGGUGACAGGGGCUUCCCAGGACCUAGUGGGCCUCCGGGUCUGCAGGGAUGUUCUGGACCCAGAGGGCAGAAGGGGGGCAGGGGCCUGAGGGGGAGCAGGGGUGAAGACGGAGAGGACGGGCUGGAUGGAGUCAAUGGAGAGCAGGGAGAAGCGGGAAGGGUUGGAGCCCGAGGAGCGCAAGGAGACCCUGGAGAUCCGGGUAUCCCGGGUAUCAGAGGGGAGCAGGGGCAGAAAGGGCAGCGAGGACUGAGAGGAGAUGUGGGUGAGCCGGGGGCUGAUAACACCUCCAGUGGACCGAGGGGGGAGCUCGGUAAUCCAGGCCAACCGGGGCCCCCCGGAUCUGACGGCCGGCCUGGGGAGAGUGGAGUCAUCGGAAACCAGGGUCCAGAAGGACGGCGAGGGCCUCCUGGUGAUACGGGUCCUCUAGGACCCACUGGCUCUGAUGGAGAACCAGGCUCCCCAGGACCUUCCGGUGCACAGGGAUCCAUGGGGCCCAGAGGUCAGCCCGGACAGAGAGGGAUCUUCGGCUUCCCUGGACGUGAGGGUGAUCCUGGACCGGCUGGACCUCCAGGAUCCGCCGGCCGCCUCGGCGCUAACGGACGGAAGGGAGAACAAGGAGAACCUGGAGCCCCAGGAACUCCAGGACCCCAGGGGCCCAGAGGAGCACCGGGUCAGGACGGCAGAGACGGCUUUGGACCCGAAGGACCUAAAGGUGUCAAGGGAGAUCCUGGGUUUCCUGGAUUCCCGGGUCUGCAGGGGGAGGCGGGCUUGAAGGGACCCAAAGGACUGCUGGGACGUAAGGGGAGCCAGGCCCGCGGGGGAAACUCCGGCCUUCCGGGGGAGUCCGGCGUGAACGGAGAUCCGGGAUAUCCGGGACACAAGGGCCCCCGAGGUUCUCCUGGAGCCAGAACCAUGUCUGAGUGUCAGCUGAUCACCUUCAUCAGAGACAACUGCGCGUGCUCCUCCGGUCCUUCGGAAUGCCCGGCCUAUCCCACCGAGCUGGUCUUUGGUCUGGACAUGUCCGACGACGUGUCUGCCGCCGCCUUCGAGACGCAGCGCUCCGCCCUCCUGGACCUGCUGGAGGGCAUCAGCAUCGCUGAGAGCAACUGUCCGUCGGGCGCACGCGUGGCCGUGGUGGGUUUCAACCAGCGCAGCACGCGCCUGAUCCGCUUCCAGGACUACCACCGCAAGUCUCAGCUGAUCGACGCCGUGAAGAACGUCGCUCCAGAGAAGACCAAGAACAAGCGCUUCCUGGGCGCCGCCAUGCGCUUCGUGGGUCAGAACCUCUUCAAGCGCGUGCGAGCAGGAGUGAUGGUGAGGAAGGUUGCCGUGUUCUUCUCCAGCGGGCCCACGCAGGACGCCAAAGACGUGCUGACCGCGGUCAUGGAGUACCGCGGCCUGAACAUCGUCCCGGUGGUCAUCUCUCUGAGCGACGCCCCUGCCGUCAGAGCUGCAGUGGAGGUGGACGACUCGGGUAACUCCAUCUUCAUCCACCUGGAGAACCCAGAGGACCUGGGUUCUUACCUGAAGAGGGUCAAGGACUGCGCCAUCUGUUACGACCCCUGCAGACCAUCAGUGGACUGCUCCUUUGUCCGGGACCAGCCUCAGCAGGUGAACGUGGACCUGGCGGUGGUGGUGGACGGGUCCAGGGAGGUUCAGGUGGACGAGUUCGCCGGCGCUCAGCAGCUGCUGGGCUCGGUUUUGGAGCAGCUGGCCGUGAGUCCUCAGCCCAGACGGCCCGGGAACCUGGCCCGGGUGGCCGUGGUCCAGCAUGGCGGUGCCCAGGCCCCCACGCUGGAGUUCGGCCUGCAGACCUUCCAGAACCGGGACCUGAUGAAGAGACACCUGCUCCAGACCAUGAGGCAGCAGGGCGGCCCCUCCCUGCUGGGACAGACGCUGAACUACACCCUGAGGGAGGUGCUGCCGAAAGCGGGCCUGACCCGCCGGAAGAGGGCUCUCCUGACGGUGCUGGCGACCCGGACGGCCUCCGCAGACCGGAGCGCGCUCAGAACCCUGUCCCUGAAGGCCCAGUGUGACGGCGUGGCGGUGUUCGUGCUGACGGUCGGACGCCGCUACAACCAGACGCAGGUGGAGGAGCUGGCCAGCUCACCUGUGCAGCAGCACCUGGUCCACCUGGACAGGCUGGGGGACGAGGAGCGGGGCUACGCCCAGCGCUUCUUCAGGGUCUUCCUGUCCGCCCUCAGCAAGGACAUCAGCCCCUACCCCCCCGCCAGUUUACGAACAACCUGUAGUGAACUGCGCGACCAGGAGGGGGGGCAGACCGUCUUUCCAGGGGGGGGAGGACAGCAGGAGGCGGGUCAGCUGGACCCCCCAGAGACCAGAGGAGACGGGCUGAUACUGCACCCCGGAACCGGAUUCAAUGGACCACAAAAGGAGCUGCAGGUGGAGCUCGCCACUUUCAACCGUAAAGACGCCUGCCGGCAGCCGCUGGACCAAGGCUCCUGCCAGACCUACGCCAUGAUGUGGUUCUUCGACAGCAACGAGACCAAGUGUGCUCCCUUCUGGUACGGCGGCUGUGGCGGCAACCAGAACCGCUUCAGCACGGAGGAGGAGUGCCAGACCGUGUGUCUGGAGGGCCGAUGAGGAACCUCCCCGGGGGAACCAGGAGCCCCCCUGGAGGGUCGCUGAGCGAGGCUUCCCUCUGAACCACAGGCUCGUCUCAAAAACCCGCCCCCAAAGUCCAGCGUCUACAUCUGAGGUUCUCCGAGCUCAGAGCAGAACCUUCAGAGGUGGGCUCUAGAACCCAAAACCCGGCAGCUCGGUUUCUCCCUCAGACCAAAGCGGACUCAGUGUAACAAAAAGAGCAGAAAGAGUCAGAUAUGGGCUUUUAUUGCAGCUUCAGAACCUGACGCUGGUCAAUGUGGGUCAGAGGAAACCAGAACUGUUGACCCUUCAGAACCUCUGUGUCGGUUGGAAGAAUGAAACUGAAGCCAAAUAAACGUUUCUGUAACGAG
Molecule: messenger RNA, 8559 nt
Organism: Oryzias latipes (Japanese medaka)
Lineage: Eukaryota; Metazoa; Chordata; Actinopteri; Beloniformes; Adrianichthyidae
Product: collagen alpha-6(VI) chain
Molecular function (GO): serine-type endopeptidase inhibitor activity
Source: RefSeq, a predicted model, not a curated record